AUGGUAACGAACAACGAGGAGCACGUUCAGCUUGAUCCAGGUGACGGUGACGGUGCUGUGGAUGUCUAUCCUAGAGUUCCCUUCUCAAAAAGAUCUUCCAGCAGUAUGGCCAUUGAUCCGGCUGAGAGGUAUGCUCAUGGAGGGGCAAAGAAGACCAUGACACGUUACAUUUCUUCCUUAAAAAAUAUGGUACCUAUUCGCAAAGGGAAGAGAACUGGUGUCAAAGGUGGCGCUAAAAUUGACGAGUCUGGUCUAUUCUCGUUCGUUACCUACAGUUGGGUAUUUGAAUAUUUAUUUUCGGCGUUCAAAGGGAAAUUAGACAAGGAUCAAGUAUGGAAUUGCAGCAUUUACGAUGCUAGUAAUGUAAAUAUGGCUAGGAUGGAAGUACUUUGGGAUGAUGAGCUGAAACGAAAUCCUCAAAGCCCCUCACUUUUUCGUGCUUUAUUUCGAUUUAUCAAGACACGGUUGUGGGCCGCAUGUGGCGUGUUUCUCUUCUGUUUAAUCUUUGGAUUCAUCGGUCCAACAUGUCUUAUAAGAGGGCUUGUGCAAUUUGCCGAACGACCUCCUUUGGAAGGUGAACCAGUGAACUAUCGUCUUGGGAUUUUUCUUGUCAUAUCCAUCGGAUUGGUAGAAGUUGCUCGCGUUUUAUCGUAUGGUGCAACAUGGGCCGUAUCAUACCGUACAGGUAUCCGUGUUCGAGGUGCCCUAUUAGGAUUACUCUUUAAGCGUAUCCUUGGUGCACGUAAUGUAGGGAAAAGGACUGCUGCUGAGUUUGUGAACAUGUUUGCAAACGAUGGACAACGACUUUUUGACGCUGUUACAUUUGCGCCGCUUGUGAUCGUAGGACCGCUUGUGCUUAUUGGCGGAGUUGGGUACCUGCUUGCUGUAGUUGGACGAUGGUCGCUGCUUGGGAUCCUUGUCUUUUUCAUUUUCGAUGUUAUUCAGUAUGGCUUGGGAAAGACAAUGGUCCGUUGUCGUAAUAAUGCCAUAGAGAAAACGGAGAAAAGGAUCAGCCUUAUGGGUGAGAUUAUACGCUGCAUUCGUAUCAUCAAAAUAAACUGUAUGGAGGAGAGCUUCUCGAGAAGAAUUGAACAAAUGCGUCACGCCGAGAAGGUCGACAUCCAGACAGCUGGAUACGCUCAAUCGUUAGCUAUAGCAUGUGGUCCGGUUGUUCCUGUGGUAGCUGCAAUCCUUACUUUUCUAGGAGUAGUACUAUCAGGGCAUGAUCUAUUGGCUAGUGAUGCAUUUUCUGCGAUCACUGUAUUUUUUGUGAUGUUAUUUGGUAUAAGAAUGAUUCCAUAUGGAAGCAGAUAUCUCGCUGAAGCAAUUGUUGCAAUUCGAAGAAUUCAAGAGAUCUUACUAAGCGAACAAUGGGAAGGAGUACAACCACAUACUCAGGAUCAAAAUGUGGCGAUUCGAUUCCGUAGCGCUACCCUCACUUGGAGUCGACCAAAUGUUGAAUCGACUGCAACGCCUACAGAAGCAACGCCUGUGGAUACCCAGGAAUCCGCGUUCACCUUGGAUAACAUUACAUUAAUCAUCAGGAAAAAAGAGUUGACAGGAAUUUGUGGAGCGGUUGGAAGUGGAAAAAGUGCACUGCUUAACAGCAUCAUUGGACAUAUGUUCACCAUAAAUGGCGAUAUAGAGGUCGGCGGAACUUUUGCAUACGCACCACAAAUACCAUGGAUCCAAAACGCUACCGUCCAGGAAAAUAUUCUUUUCGGUUCGAUUAUGAAUUCUCAAAGAUAUUAUAAGGCUGUAAGUAGCUGUCAACUGACAAAGGAUAUGGAAUCGUUAGCUGCUGGAGAUCAAACGGAAAUCGGCGAACGAGGUGCUACACUUUCCGGCGGGCAAAAGGCGCGCGUUUCUUUGGCACGUGCGAUCUUUGCUCACAAGGAUAUAUAUCUUUUAGAUGACAUAUUUUCUAGCCUGGAUAAAAAGGUUUCCGAGAAAAUCUUCGAAAAUGCUAUCCUUGACGUUCUGUCUAGCAAGACCGUUGUGAUGGUCACCACGGAUCCACAGCGCCUAUCGCAAUGCGAUCGUGUGAUAUUCAUGGAUAGUGGACGAGUUGUCGCGCACGGAUCGCACGAUGAGCUCCUAGCGACAUGUGCUCAAUACAAGGAAUAUUGUGAUAGUGCAAAAGUUCAAGAAGAAAUUUCUACUCAUGAAAGUAUUCUGGACAAUUCGAACCAAGAAGGACGAUUGUCCUCGCCAUCGGAGGAGGAUCUCGACAAAAUCGAAGAUAUUGUGGAUAUCAAAGAUCCUGGUGCAAAACUUAUUGCUGAUGAUGACACGAAAGGUAAAAUUGUGGAUGAUGAGGAAGAUUAUGGAUUGGCAGGGAUGUCGUUUUCUAUUUACAAAAGUUAUGUGCGUGCAGCUGGAAGUCUCUUAGUUUGGGUACUUCUCCUGGCCGCCUUUAUUCUAAACGUAUCCGCUUCGAUAUUUUCCACAUUUUGGCUGUCACGAUGGUUAAAAACCGGUCAUGGAGAGGAGCUAGUCCAAGUGAACGGCAGUGUUCGUCUACAUUCAGAAGGUAGUUUGGCCGAUAGUCCUGAUACACCGUAUUAUUCGACUGUAUAUGGGAUUUCACUUGUGAUACUUUUCGUCUCAGGACUUAUUAAAGCGAUGAUCUUUGUGAAGGUAUCACUUAAUGCAGCAAGUCGACUUCACAACAAUAUGUUCUCGUCGGUAAUUCGUGGUACUAUAGCAUUCUUCGAUUCCACACCAACCGGACGUAUUUUGAACCGAUUUUCUAAGGAUAUGGACGAGAUUGAUGUGAAGUUACCGUUCACCGCCGAAGUUUUUCUCCAGAAUAUGAUAACAUGUAUUGGAUUUUUGCUUGUUAUCGCAUGGGUAUUUCCAGCAUUUCUUAUAGCUUGUAUUCCUUUAUUCGCUAUCUUCCUACUUUUUGUCAUGUGCUUUAGGGCUGGAAUAAGAAGCUUAAAACGUUCCGAAAAUAUCUCUCGAUCUCCACUUUUCGAUCAUAUCACAGCUACUGUAGAAGGAUUAGCUUGUAUUCAUUCGUAUGGACAGUCAAAUCGUUUUUUGGAAGCACUCAAACAGCGACUUGAUGCGAACAGCGGAGCUGUGUUCAUGUUUCAAUCGGCUAUGCGAUGGUUAGCGGUUUGGUUGGAUUUGCUUGUUGUGAUGAUCACUUCAAUUGUUGCUUUCUUUAUUGUUAUUCUUACUGGAACAUUAUCACCUGCAGAUGCAGGAAUGGCAUUGGCAUUUGCUGUACAGAUGAGCGGUAUCUUCCAGUUUGCCGUACGUACACAAACGGAAUUGGAAGCAAAAAUGACUUCUGUUGAACGUGUCGCCUACUAUUCCGAAACCAUUCAAUCUGAAGGAAACUGGGAGACCAGAAAAGGAAUUGACGUACCGAAAGAAUGGCCACAGAAUGGACAAAUUGAUUUCCAGAGUGUAAAGCUGCGUUAUCGUCCCAAAUUUCCAUUAGCCUUGAAUGACGUCACCUUUGAGGUAAAACCGAAGGAAAAAAUUGGUGUAAUCGGAAGAACUGGAUCAGGAAAAUCAUCUCUAGGAAAUGUUUUGUACCGGCUCUAUCCCCUUACAUGGGGUCGAAUUUUUAUUGAUGGUGUCGAUAUCGCAACAAUUGGACUGCACACAUUGAGAAAAGCUAUGUCCUUCAUUCCACAAGAUCCAGUACUUUUUGCUGGAACAGUUCGUUCAAAUCUCGAUCCCAACAACGUUUUCACCGAUUCUGAACUGUGGUCCGCACUAGAGAAGACGUAUCUCAAGACACUGAUCUCCAACCUCGACAAAAAACUAGAAUCCGAGGUUACAACAGGUGGAGAGAACUUUUCCGUUGGAGAGCGGCAGCUUCUCUGCCUUGCCAGAGCAUUGCUAUCGAAAGCAAAAAUUGUCCUACUUGAUGAAGCAACUUCAAGUUUGGAUAUGUCGACGGACAAGCUCAUCCAAAAGGUGAUUAGGGAAGUAUUUCAAGAUGCUACCGUUCUUCUAAUUGCUCAUCGACUUGAAAAUGUUUAUGGAUUGGAUAGGGUUUUGAUGAUGGAUGGAGGAAAAGUUGUGGAGUUUGACCGUCCAGAAGUGUUACUGAACAAAACAGCAUCGGAACUACGGAUUCUCGUCAGGCAAACAGCCGGCGCCGAUGAGAUAUUCGUGGAAUCAGAAGGUGGCGGAAGUGAAAGUUCACCUGAAAUCAUGGAUAAACGAGAAAUCAAUGACAGUGAAAGUGUUCCGGAAAUUAUCAACAAAGACUUAUCACCGGAUACGGAAAGUAUGCCGGAGAUGGUAGAAAAGCAAGAAAUUGAUGACGAGGACGAUAGUGUCGAAAUAUUGGAUCGACCAACUAAUCCUCCAAGUCUGGAUGACGAUGACAUUGAGGUGGUUUCUGCGCCGACGAAUCAGUAA
Necator americanus (New World hookworm) is the source of this 4389-nucleotide messenger RNA. RefSeq lists its product as uncharacterized. NCBI's taxonomy places the organism in Eukaryota, Metazoa, Nematoda, Chromadorea, Rhabditida, Ancylostomatidae. The transcript has 36 exons. Gene Ontology annotation, cellular component: membrane. Gene Ontology annotation, molecular function: ABC-type transporter activity; ATP hydrolysis activity; ATP binding. The record is from RefSeq and is a predicted model, not a curated record. Gene Ontology annotation, biological process: transmembrane transport. The coding region runs from base 1 to 4389 and encodes 1462 amino acids.